CAAUGACUAAACAUCGCCAGAACGUGCACAAUCGAGGCUAACAUGAAUGUCAAACCGCUCUUACCAGUCGGAACCGCCCAUCCUUUUACGUCGACUAUUGCCUUAUUGGCUGUUCUCAUCGGUCUCUAUACGUUUUACUACCGGAAAAUACAUCCUUUAGCCAGUUUUCCCGGCCCCUUUCUCGCGUCACUUACCAACUUCUGGAGACUCCGGGAGCUAUGGAACUUGCACCUACCAGAGACUCUCGUCGUAUUGCACGAGAAAUAUGGGGAUGUAGUCCGCGUUGGCCCCAACAUGCUUUCUUUCAGACAAGGGAGCGCGGUACCCAGGAUUUACAAGGCCGGCCGGACUUUGGCCAAGACAGCUUUCUAUGAUGGUUUCACAUCCUUCAAUCCUAAUCUGUUUGGAACUCAAGAUGAAGAGGUGCACUCAAUGCGGCGACGGCAGAUGGCGCACGCGUUCUCUCUACAGUCGAUCAAAGAAAUGGAACAGCACAUCGACGGGCACAUGCUUCAAUUCCGCAAAAACCUCGACGAGUACUCCCGAACAGGCCAAGUUUUCGAUCUCAAGGAACUGAUAGCGUUCUUUGUUCUCGAUGUUCUGGGAGACCUCGCUUUCCGCUGUCAAUUCGACUCGCAGAUCGAAAAGGACAUUUCAAAGUUGCCUCCCAUCAACGACCACAUUUUUCUUGCUUGCCUGAUGGGCAUGAUCCCUGACUUUAUGCCGCUCAUCAAAGCUGUCGCCCCCCGGAUUCCGAUUACAUGGCUGCAACAGCUUCUCGCGGCUAGACAAAACCUCAAGAAUCUCACGGCGGAGUGCGUGAGAAACCGAUUAGCAGACACUGGUGCUGCUCGAAAAGACCUCAUUACUAGCCUGAUCAACUCCGUAGACCCGGAGACAGGCUCCAAGCUCUCAGAGCUAGACAUACAAACAGAGGCAUUUGCGUUCAUUGUUGCUGGCUCCCAUACGACGUCCGGAACCCUUACUCUUCUCUUUUCUCACAUUCUUCAAAACCCGGUUGUACAUACCAAAGUGGUAGAGGAGGUCGAUACAGCUGUUGAUGAUGUUGGCUCGGCCAUUGUGUCUAUCAAAGACCUUGAAACAAAGCUUCCAUACGUCAUGGCAUGUCUAGAUGAAAACUUCCGGAUGAACUCUGUUUUCACUAUGCCUUUGGAGCGAGAGGUGACUGCCAAGGAAGGCUUUGAAAUUGAGGGUCACGUAAUUCCCCAGGGCACCGGUCUGUUCAGCCUGAACCACGUCGUUCAUCACAAUCCUGCCAUCUGGGGAAAAGAUCACGAUAUGUUUAACCCCUCCAGAUUCUACGAUCAAGAAGGGGAGAAGCUCCAGCGUUUCCUCAGCCCAUUUAGCAUGGGUCAUCGCAUGUGUAUCGGACGAAAUAUGGCCAUGACAAACAUGCUCAAGCUCGUUGCGACAACGUUCAAAUGUUAUGAACUUGAGAUGGUGGAGCCGAUGCAAGCCAUCUCAACUAUCAGCGUUGGAAUAUCCGAGAAGGAAGGCCCGUUGCUGUGUCGCGUCCGUAGAAGAUAG
This is a messenger RNA of Colletotrichum acutatum, 1548 nucleotides long. RefSeq names its product cytochrome P450. Bases 43 to 1548 code for a protein of 501 amino acids. The transcript is spliced from 4 exons. The record is from RefSeq and is a predicted model, not a curated record. NCBI's taxonomy places the organism in Eukaryota, Fungi, Ascomycota, Sordariomycetes, Glomerellales, Glomerellaceae. Gene Ontology annotation, molecular function: oxidoreductase activity, acting on paired donors, with incorporation or reduction of molecular oxygen; monooxygenase activity; heme binding.